Messenger RNA from Dibothriocephalus latus, 594 nucleotides. The record is from the annotation of a GenBank genome assembly. NCBI's taxonomy places the organism in Eukaryota, Metazoa, Platyhelminthes, Cestoda, Diphyllobothriidea, Diphyllobothriidae.
AUGUCUGAAGCUUCUAAAGAACAGUUUUCCCUCGUUCUCGCGGGCACGGAAGCCACAGCCAAUGCACUGGCCGACGAGGAUGGGAAUUUUGCCAACAUUUCUCUUGUUCGUGAACUUGCUCCUUUUGACUGGGACAUACUAGAGUUACUAAAUAGUGACAUUGAAGCCACUACAUGCAACGGAGACUUGAUUGAUGCCAUCUUUGUUGGAGUUGAUCAUCUCAUGAAGAAGGCUAAAACGUGUAAAGGCAAACCGGAGAAACAUCUUCUGGUGGUGAGCAAUCUGGAGGGUGAAACUGACAUCAGCCAGAUGGACGAAGUCAUAGCUAGUUUGCAGAAAGCUGAAGUUCUCCUCAACCUCAUAGGCCUCCGCAUUACUCCCGGAGGCGAUAGUGACGGCCAUGCCGAGAAUUCUGCCGGUCCAUCUACAGGAAACUCAGCUCCAACAAACUCUGAUGGCAAAUCAUUCGUCGGGGCGAUGCUACAACGUGUUCAGGCGUUUGGCCAAAUUUUAGAUGCCUUGGAGGGCGAAAGCUUCGACUUCACGUGCGUGACCCUUAUCGCGAUUACUCUUUUUAUGCGCGGGCAGGAAUGA